AUGAAUGCAGAUUUGACGGUGGGAGAACCAGUGUUGAAGUUCCUAUAUCCUGUUGUCGAGGACAAUAGCGACGAUGAGUCUGCCGUACUUGAAGUCGAAUCGAAUACAGAAACAGAAACACAGCAGCCCGCAAGGAAUUCCGACGGGGAUCAAUGCAAAUGUGACGGUAGGAGAACCUGUGUUGAAGUUUCUAUGCCCGCUAUCGAAGACUUGAGCGUCGAUAAGUCUGCCUUACCUGAAUUCGAAUCGAAUACAGAAACAGAAACACAGCAACCCGCAAGGAAUUCCGAUGGGGAUGAAUGCAAAUGUGACGGUAGGAGAACCUGUAUUGAAGUUCCUAUACCACUUGUCGAGGAUCUGAGCGACGAUAAGUCUGCCGUACCUGAAUUCGAAUCGAAAACAGAAACAAAACCACAGAAGCCCGCGAGGAAUUCCGACGGGGAUGAAUGCAGUUGUGACGGUAGGAGAACACGUAUUGAAGUU
This is a messenger RNA of Dibothriocephalus latus, 483 nucleotides long. The record is from the annotation of a GenBank genome assembly. NCBI's taxonomy places the organism in Eukaryota, Metazoa, Platyhelminthes, Cestoda, Diphyllobothriidea, Diphyllobothriidae.